Messenger RNA from Purpureocillium lilacinum, 222 nucleotides. The record is from RefSeq and is a predicted model, not a curated record. NCBI's taxonomy places the organism in Eukaryota, Fungi, Ascomycota, Sordariomycetes, Hypocreales, Ophiocordycipitaceae.
AUGGCGGCAAGCGGUUAUGCCCUGUCGCAUCGAGGGAGGCAAGCAUGUUUCGACGCAGCCCUCCGAGGGCCGCCUACUUGCGUCACCUGUCUCGGCCGCGGGCCCCCUUGGCCACUCGCAGAGACAACAGCCAGCUUGGAGCUGUGCGUCAACCUCGCCCUGAAGUCCCCCUCCAGGCGGUCACGCACACCGAACGUCAUACCAAGAGCCCAAGACAGAUAA